Molecule: messenger RNA, 2053 nt
Organism: Desarmillaria tabescens
Lineage: Eukaryota; Fungi; Basidiomycota; Agaricomycetes; Agaricales; Physalacriaceae
Product: mitochondrial amino-acid acetyltransferase
Exons: 4
Coding region: 233-2053 (606 amino acids)
Biological process (GO): L-arginine biosynthetic process; L-ornithine biosynthetic process
Cellular component (GO): mitochondrial matrix
Molecular function (GO): L-glutamate N-acetyltransferase activity, acting on acetyl-CoA as donor
Source: RefSeq, a predicted model, not a curated record
AACGCUACUGGACGUAUCGACACACAAAUCCGAACGUGGGUACCCGAACGUUGAACAAUUUGUAGUGUGAGAUCGCCGAAGAUAAGACCAAAAAGGAAACCGAUAACUCCCAAGAUCUUAUCUGAUAAGAACGAAUUUGCAUACAGCUCGAGCACGACUUUUCCUUUAAAUUUCCCUCCAUGACUCAGACACCAACAACUUUCCCCCCUUCCUUCCACCAACUACCCUAGCUAUGCUGACAUUUUCCUCUUGCUCCCAGAAGCUCGUGUCUUCAGUACAGUUGAAGCGUUGCCAAACCUUCAAAGCAUUCUAUGCGACCAUUCGCAGCUUGAGGCAACAGCCCGUACGUGAUGGUGACGAAACGGCCUCGUCCGACAACGAUUUCAUUCUUUCGAUCCUGCGGGCUAAUCCGUCCCUGCGCGACACUCGUUCGUACUUGGCAUCUUUUGGACCCCGGCCGCAAGCUGCGAAGCCAGUAAUGUCCCAGCAUCCUGAUUUCAAGAUGCCUUCACCUCCCGACAUUAUAGAGGCCGAGGCCAAGGAGACCAGUACUGUGAACGUCGAGGCGGCCCAAACCACUCCCAUUAUCGACUCUAUACUUGACCCCAUCAUCAGGCGCACCGCCUUGGUCAAGGUUCAAGGCCCGUUCACGGACGUGCAGCUCGAAAGCAUUGCUCGAGGCAUGGUUUACCUCGAGAAGCUCGGGCUCGUUAGCGUCAUUGUUGUUGACAACGACAACGUGGUUCGUGGUGGGACUGAUGAACGAAACAUUGUCAUUGAAGAGACGAUGCGCUUCGUCACGGCUCUCGAAAAGCAGGGCGCCAGAGCGCGUCCGCUCUUGGGUGCCAUCGUCAGGCUGGGCCCAAAGCCUGAAGAUCUUGGCAUAGAACACGACGUCGCACCUCCUGAGGCACACACUAUUCCAUCCGAUCUUAAUACCAUUCGUUCUGCCCUUCGAGCGGGAGAAAUCCCAGUCCUUCCCCCGUUCGCCCUCGAUUCCUUCUGUCGAUCAGUCUGCGUAGACGCCAACGACGUGAUCGCAUCUCUUGCACGUGGGAUGGUUGAGGCUGCGGUCCAGGACAGCAUUUCACCUAUUGCUGAAAUUUCACGGUCUAAAUCUUCCGGAGAAGUUGAUCUUACUCCUCUUCGCCUCAUGAUCAUCAACCGCGAAGGUGGUAUCCCUUCUUACGCACGUUCAGGUUACCCUCAUUUACUCAUCAACCUCAAUUCUGAGUAUGACCAUAUAAAUGGAACGUUUCGUGAAUCCUGGCGCCAUUCUCACCCGACCAGUCUUGCGAAUAUCUCUUUAGCGCGGAAAUGCCUAGCGUAUAUGCCGCCGACUUCCUCUGCUGUUAUGGUUUCUCAUCGGUCUCCCAGCUCCCUCAUCGCUAAUUUAAUCACCAACAAGCCGGCUGUAAGCUCUAGCUUACCUCAUGCACUAUUACAAGGUAAUCGAAAACUCACACCUCAUACGCCCACGUUGCUACGAAGAGGACUUCCCAUUCGCGUGGUCCGCGCCACCGUAGACAUAGAUCAGAAAAAAUUGACAACCCUUCUGGAACAAUCUUUCGGCCGAACGCUCAAUGAACACCAGUUUUAUGGGCGCCUGGAACAGACGCUCGAUUUCAUGAUUAUUGCGGGAGACUAUGUCGGCGCGGCCAUCGUGACCAACGAACCGUCUCCUGAUGCAUCAAAUCCUAUCUCAUACCUCGACAAAUUCGCCGUUCUCCCCAGCCAUCAAGGGGAUGGAACGGUUGAUUUCUUGUGGGUCGCUCUUCAUGACGAGUCCUACGGACUGGGUCAUCCCUCCUCUGUGAACCCUAACGGAGGUAAAGAAGGUCAGGGAGAGGGCCGUGAUCUUGUCUGGCGGAGUCGCGCCAACAACCCUGUGAACAAGUGGUAUUUCGAGCGUAGUUCAGGUCACGUCAGGAUGGGGUCCUGGGUCCUGUUUUGGUGCGACGCAGAGAAGCAUCUGAAAAUUGAGCAGAGUCGACGCGGAAGCUCCGGUUUGUCCUACGACCGCUUAUCCCACUGGGCCGGCGUGGUAAACUGA